UCGCGGGCCAGAUCUCGCCUGCAGGCUUUGGGUUUGGCGCAUGUGUUGUAAGGCGUGCAGCACAAAAGCUGGCGAGUGAAUAAAAGGUUUAUUAAUUAACUAGCUGCUUUUUUUUGCAUUUCUUUUGUUAUAAAGUGUGGGAAUUGUGAAAGCACGGCACAGGGCAAGGUGCCGCUGGCUGUGUGUGAUCGAGUCUUCGGUGUAUCUUAUGUCCUCGUCACACAAGGAGGAAGAGAAGGCUGCCUGUGUGCGCACUAGUACAUCCAUCAAAACCUGUUGCAGCAGGUUCACUUCUGGCUUAUUCUCUCAUCUCUCAUUUCAUUCCUGUCUUUGGUUGGACAAGUGCCUGACACACACAUGCACGCACAUGGCAUGACGAUGAUAUUACAUACAGUCAAAUGCAAAACUGGGCCGUCAACGGCUUGAAUGAACAUUUUGACAAUUUGCACACUGAAGAGCACGUCUGCAAGAAUUGGAUCAAGGAUGUGCUGAGGCCUAAAAGGGAUUCCCAAGGCAUAACGCCACAAGGAAGACGUUAUUGCUGAUUUUAAAUUGAGGAAUCACAUCUUGGUACAGAAUGUCAGGCUCUCCAAUGUUUUCACCCAACAAGGACGAGUCUAAAACCUCGUCCCCUCAGCGCACACUUCAUACAUCACAGGAGCACCUUGCGACCUCCUGCCAGCAGUUUGCAGAAUCACAGACAACUCAUUGCACAGAUGUCCGCUUUACCCAACAAGCCAGAACCCCCCUCACCUCGAGGCACGCACCUGUGAGCAGCAAGCACAGCGUAGAAGGGAUGGGGCGACAGGGCAUGGUCGACGCAUGUCGUUUCCACCCGUACCAGCGCCAGCUCAGCGAGGGUGCGGUGACAAAUGCAGUUUGUCUUGAGGCCGGUUCCUCUCCCUUUCGCAGCCUGCAGGAGAUUUGCAGCCCUCAGAUGUGCUGCAUCACACUUGGACCAAACAGCGAGGCGCAAACGCUUUGGGAACGAUCCACCUAUAAUGGCCAGGUUGCGACAUGGCCGUAUGCUACUGAGGCGCAUUCCAACAAGCCAAAUUAUUCUCUUCAGAGUCUCUCAUCUCAAAUUCAUCAGAGGAACAACUCACAGCCGCUCUUCCCCAAGCCCAUUUACUCAUACAGCAUUCUCAUCUUCAUGGCUCUGAAAAACAGUGAAACGGGGAGCCUGCCCGUCAGUGAGAUCUACAGCUUCAUGACUGAAAACUUCCCCUAUUUUAAGACAGCCCCUGAUGGGUGGAAGAACUCUGUGCGCCACAACCUCUCCCUGAACAAAUGCUUUGAGAAGUUAGAGAGCAAAAAUGGGACCUCCUCUCGCAAAGGUUGUCUGUGGGGUCUCAAUCCCGCCAAGGUGGAGAAAAUGCAGGAGGAGUUGCACAAGUGGCGCCGCAAAGAUCCCCUCAGCGUACGCAGGAGCAUGGCGAGACCAGAGGACCUAGACCAUCUCAUCGGACAGAUGCCCGAGAAGCUCCAAUCGACGGCGCCAUACGCAAAACAUGCCGGUGUCUCUCGCCAACCACCGAGCAGAGCUAGUCGACAUCCACAGUAUUCACGUGCUCCUCCAGCCUCACAGCAGUCUUCUUUCCUCUCAUUCACCGACAUCCAUUUUAGCGACUCAAUGACCCUGCACUCUCCAUGUGAUGAGCAGCACACAGCAGACGUCCAUCCUGGGAGUGUGAACUUAAGGCUGCCACCGGCCUACAGUGCCACCUACCAGGACGACUUUAAUGUCGGUCUAAGAAGCCUGCAGGACUUGCAAUUAGAGGGAGAUACUUAUGACGUAGAUGUACUCAACCCCAGCCUGACCGAUCUUCAGUUGAAAGGUAACCUGUGGGAGGAGUUGCAAAAAGACAGCCUGGUGUCGCAUCUGCAAACAACCUCCACGACCGUGUCCAUCACUUCAGGCAUGCAGACAUCCUGCGUCCAUCCUGGCUGCGGAGACAGCAUUUUGCCCGUCAGUGAGACCUCAGCGGUAGCGCCGUUUGAUGGCUGUAAAAUAGAGUUUGACGACACAUCAAGUGAACCGAGCAUGAAACGUGACUGUUCAAGCCGUUGGCAUCCUGAUGUUUACUCAGCAGACAAUUUGCCGGGGUAUUUGACCUGCUGCACCACAUCCUUGGUGUAAGUAGGUCAUGUAACUGUCCACACCUUCAUAACCGACAGAUCCUUGACACACGACUGCGAUUUGAAUGAGCGUUAUGGUAGCAAGUGGCUUCAUUAUUGGAUUUGUGAUACAUGAAGCCCUCAAAUCUUUGUUUUUCCUGUUUAAAAAAAAAAAUUAAAUUCUCCAUCCAUUGACGACAAACCAGAGAGUAGCUCCCAUGUCUUGUGUGGCCUUACGUCUCAUAUAAUCUCACAAGUUCUUCGGAGAAAAUGGACAAUUUGAGCAGAGUGAGAAAAGACAACGUAACCCAUACAAUUUUUGAACCACAGAUGAUAUAACCUGAUGGUGAGGUGGUUUUGAGUCAUGGUACAGGCUGUGAAUGUAAUUCCUUUUUACAUGAACAAUUUAAUGGGUAUUUGCCAUCAAUUUCUUUUAUUUUAAAUAAACUAUUUUUCGUGCACUUGUAGAAAUGCUUCAAUUGUGCUAACCCUAGAAAAUGAAUGUAGUACAAUACACAACUAUAAAAAUGUAUUGAUACCAAUAGGAUAUAAUUUUACUUCAU
Molecule: messenger RNA, 2681 nt
Organism: Hippocampus zosterae (dwarf seahorse)
Lineage: Eukaryota; Metazoa; Chordata; Actinopteri; Syngnathiformes; Syngnathidae
Gene: foxn1
Product: forkhead box N1
Exons: 8
Coding region: 578-2140 (520 amino acids)
Biological process (GO): regulation of transcription by RNA polymerase II
Molecular function (GO): transcription cis-regulatory region binding; DNA-binding transcription factor activity, RNA polymerase II-specific
Source: RefSeq, a predicted model, not a curated record